Prorocentrum cordatum is the source of this 1134-nucleotide messenger RNA. Lineage: Eukaryota; Dinophyceae; Prorocentrales; Prorocentraceae. The record is from the annotation of a GenBank genome assembly.
CCAUUUCGUCUCAAGCUGGUGUACCCGUUCCAGUUGUCCUGUUUCCGAGCCUCUGUGCGCUCCCAGGCACCCGGUGCAGACCAGAUGGUCAAGAAGGGUGCCAACAAGAAGCCCCCUGACGUGCAGUCCCCUGCCUCCACGGCAGUUCCUUCGCCGGCAUCUUCGGACAGUUGGCUGGACACUCUCAACUCCGAGGACCGACGGCUCGCCAUCUCCAUGGGCGCCAGGUCCCAGAAGGAGCUCGAGGACAAGAAGGCGAAGAUGGAGGCUGACGCGAAGAAGGCGAGCGAGCAGCAGUGGCAACAGAUCAAGCAGAACGAGAGGAAUAAGCAGUGGGAGAAGGACAUGCAGAAGCAGGCGAAACAGAAAGCUGCAGACGAAAAUAAGUGGACAAAGCAGGCCGAGAAGGUGCUGCAGCGAGGGCUAAAGGAGGGCAUCGUGGAGGCCGAGGACUGGGGCGAUGGCAAGUGGUGGUGCCCGAUCACAGACGGCGAGAAGUCCGUGAUGUACAAGGAGGUCAACGAGGUGUACUACUGCACGCUGUGCGAUGCACACCUCAACGACAACAGCCUGGAGCUCCACCUGAACGGCAAGAACCACCAGAAGAAGCUGUCGUGGAGCCAGAGCGACGCCGCCGGCGCCUCGCAGCCAGCGCUCGCCGCGGCCCCGCCGGCGGCGCCCGGGCCUGCCCCGCCGCGCGGCGGCGCCGCGCCGGCCGCCGCCGAGAAGUACCCGCCGCCGGAGCUGCCCUACCAGGCGUGGGUGGACGGCCCGCCAGACACGGCGCCGCCGGGCGAGAGGUGGCUGAAGUGCCUGCUCUGCAACAAGUUUGUCGGGGACGACUGGUCGCACGUCGGGACGUCCGCGGCGCCGGAGGGCUCGAAGGAUCACCAGAAGAAUUUGCGGAACUACGAGUGGCACGAGGAGCGAGUGCGGGAGGAGCGGCUCAAGUACCACCCAGAGGCAAAGUGCCGCCCCGCAGCGUCGGCCGCGGCGGCGCCCCGGCAGCCAGCAGCGGCCCCGCCGCCGCCGCCGCCGCCCGGCCCGCCGCCAGCCGCCCCUGGGGCGCGGGCGCCCCCAACACCCGCCCCGUGGGCGGCCCCCCGCCACUUCGAGGACGAGGUGGAGGUGUGA